AUGGGAGGGUGCGGUCUGAGGAGGCAGGUGGACGUUGCCGAACUUGCGCACGAGUGCCUCGGAAAGAAGGGCCUGCAACGAGUGAAAACCGCCGAGUUAGAAAUCGAACGCCAAUGCGACCUUUACGAAUCCCUACAAGGGCCUGAUCGCAGGGUGUUCGUCGCUAACAGAGCGACCGGCGCCGGCAGACCACUUACCGACCCACAAGUGCGUACGGACGACCGCAGUUUUGUCGUGUACCUGCGCGAACGGCUGUUGCUACGCGUUCUACCAGAGGGGCAACGCUGCGUAUGCGGAGCAGACGCGACAAAUUUCCACGUCCACACCUGUGAACGGCUACACCAACAGCCACGCACCAUCCGACACGACAUGAUCAACAUGGCCUUCGCCAAUGGUCUUCGCCUCUGUGGUUUCCAGUGUGGGCUUGAACCGCGCUUGACGGAGGUCAGUCGACGACGACCCGAUAUUCUCGUGGUCGGAUUGGACACAUACGCCAUCACCGACGUCACGGUGACCUACCCGGGCAGAGCCUAUACCACAGCGGACCCGGAGAAUCUUGAAGACACGGACCCGUUCCGAGCAGCCAGAACCCGAUUCACUGAGAAGCGGCAAAAAUACAGGCACUGGGCCAUUGGCAGUCACUUGGAUUUCGAUCCUUUUGUCAUCCAAACGAAUGGUUCCAUACUACCGGCGAGUCGGCAAUGGCUACAACGAGUCCUCGGAAACCAGGAUCACCGUCUGACCGUCACGAACGCGUAUGACUUUAUUAUUGCUGACACCCUGUCGGCGGUGCUGCGUGGGAAUACUCAUAUCUACAACGCGGCAUGCGGCCGCGAGGCGGCAGCAAGAAGAGCCCUGGGGUAG
Molecule: messenger RNA, 864 nt
Organism: Trypanosoma theileri
Lineage: Eukaryota; Euglenozoa; Kinetoplastea; Trypanosomatida; Trypanosomatidae
Product: putative cleavage and polyadenylation specificity factor
Exons: 1
Coding region: 1-864 (287 amino acids)
Source: RefSeq, a predicted model, not a curated record